CAGCUGCGACCAUCCACACUUGCAGCGGCUUCAGCCUUGUUUCGAGGGCAGAUUAAAUGUGGCACGUUUAAAGAUAUUUACGCCAAGCGUACAAAUAACUAAGCAUUACGAUUAUCGCCUGGUCGGCUAGCCGGGUCACCUGAGAAAACCUGAGAAAGCGCCGAGACUGAGCAGUUGACUUGGGGGAAGGAAUUCAGCAGAGCAAAGAUGGCGGCCUCCUUGCUCAGGAUAGGACGACUUAGUUCGCUCAAGGGUGUGCAGGGUGUGGGCUGGGGUGCUUUUAGAAGAGCGCCAGCAGUAACAUUCAGUUCAAAAUCUGGAGAUGGCAAGAAAACCACAAAAAAGAACAGCACAAAAAAGUCCGCGCCUAAAACGUACUUCGAUAUAGAAAAACUUGUCCAGCACAGGACGUAUGUGGAAUUCCCCAAGAAGGAGGUUGCAGCUGCUGCUGCAGCUGCAGCUGCACAAGCUGCGGCUGCACCUCCUCCACCUGCAGCGGAGCCUGUCGCUUCUGAACCGGUUGUGGCUGCCACAGCUGCUCCUGUGGCAGAGGCGCCGGCAGCCACUGAGGCCGCAACUCCUGCUCCGGAAGCUCCAGCUGCAGAAGCCGCUGCCCCUGAAGCCCCUGCUGCUGAAGCCGCACCAGCUGCAGAAGCUGCUGCCCCAGAAGCCGCACCAGCUGCAGAAGCUGCUGCCCCAGAAGCCGCACCAGUUGCAGAAGCUGCUGCCCCAGAAGCCGCUCCGGCUGCAGAAGCUGCUGCCCCAGAAGCCGCUCCGGCUGCAGAAGCUGCUGCCCCAGAAGCCGCUCCGGCUGCAGAAGCUGCUGCCCCAGAAGCCGCUCCGGCUGCAGAAGCUGCUGCCCCAGAAGCCGCUCCGGCUGCAGAAGCUGCUGCCCCAGAAGCCGCUCCGGCUGCAGAAGCUGCUGCCCCAGAAGCUGCCCCUGAAGCCCCAGCUGCAGAAGCCGCUCCGGCUGCAGAAGCUGCUGCCCCAGAAGCCCCUGCUGCCGAAGCUGCUCCGGCUGCAGAAGCUGCUGCCCCAGAAGCCGCUCCGGCUGCAGAAGCUGCUGCCCCAGAAGCCGCUCCGGCUGCAGAAGCUGCUGCCCCAGAAGCCGCUCCGGCUGCAGAAGCUGCUGCCCCAGAAGCCGCCCCGGCUGCAGAAGCUGCUGCACCAGAAGCUGCCCCUGAAGCCCCAGCUGCAGAAGCUGCCCCUGAAGCCCCAGCUGCCGAAGCUGCGCCUUCUCAAGAGAUUAUAGCUGAAACCCCAGCAGUAGAAGCUGUCGCUGAGGUAGUUGCUGAAGCUGUAGCUGAAGCUGUGGCUGAAGCCAUCCCUGCUGAGGCGGUGGCAGAAGUGGUUGAAGCUGUUGCAGAAGUGGUUGCAGAAGUUGUUGCAGAGGCAGUUCCAGUUGAAGCUGCAGUUGAAGCUGCCCCUGCAGAGGAAAUAGUAGACCCCGCGCCUGUUAUUGCUGAAGCUGCAGACACCCCAGCUAUGGCAGAAGUCGUGGAAGCGCCUGAGGCUGGAUUGGACCCCAUUCAGAAACUCUUCCUGGACUCAAUCCGCGAGUACUCCACAAAAAGCCAGACUUCGGGUGGUCUAGUUGAUGCGGGAGCUGAAUAUGAGAAGGCUUUGGCGGAGGAAAUGGCCAAGUUGCAGCGGUUGUAUGGUGGUGGUGAUCUGACCACGUUCCCAGACUUCAAAUUCCCUGAGCCCAAAUUGGAUGAAGUCUCCAAAUAAACAUCAGUAUAUUUUUCAUCGUUGUUCUCCCGUGUGCCUCUCCCACAAUGCAGUUUAGUGAAAGUUUAAUAAUUUACGUUGUCUGUCAGAAUUUAACCUCUUUGUCAUACAUUUUUACUGGAACUCACUUUUUUUUUUCAAUACCGUGGCUAUGGGAAUAAACUUGCAUAUAUACUGAAUGCACCAUUUGGAAGAAGAGUUGUAGCCUAGCUGUGAAGUAAUGUAUGCGUUUGCACACAGUAAUAAUGGGUGAAGAGAUUGUAUGAUAUGUCUGGGGAACCAACUGAAUAAAUCCUGAUCCACA
Molecule: messenger RNA, 2035 nt
Organism: Chanos chanos (milkfish)
Lineage: Eukaryota; Metazoa; Chordata; Actinopteri; Gonorynchiformes; Chanidae
Product: transcriptional regulatory protein AlgP
Exons: 7
Coding region: 208-1731 (507 amino acids)
Biological process (GO): proton motive force-driven ATP synthesis
Cellular component (GO): proton-transporting ATP synthase complex
Molecular function (GO): proton transmembrane transporter activity
Source: RefSeq, a predicted model, not a curated record